AAAACAUUCACUUCUAAUUGCCUGGCUGGUAAAAUAUCCGCACUCACAGGCUCGUUUAUUCCCUCUCUGCUUGGGUUCUGUGGUGAAUCCCGGCGCCUGUUCGCCGUCCCGCCCGGUUGUUCGGCGGUUUUAAAGCCAGCAUCAAAGCCCUGUAGUCUCCUCUCAGUUGGUCAGCCUGGUCUGCAUCUAUGAACUCCUUGCCGCCCACCACCUCGGCCGUCAGCAGCCCUGUAAGCUCCCUGGACUCGCCGCUGUCCGUCAUCAGCUCGUCCAUUGGCUCUCCUGGUGUGCCUGGGACUCCUUCGGUGGGCUACGGACCCCUCAGCAACCCACAGAUUAACUCCUCGAUGUCUGAGCUGCAUGCUGUCAGCAGCUCUGAUGAUGUGAAGCCACCAUUUGGCCUGAAGUCUUCAGGGGGCACCGGGCCAAUGCUGUCCCAGAAACGCCUCUGUGCCAUCUGUGGAGACCGCUCGUCCGGUAAGCACUACGGGGUGUACAGCUGCGAGGGCUGUAAGGGCUUCUUCAAGCGAACAGUGAGGAAGGACCUGAGCUACGUUUGCAGAGACAGCAAAGAGUGCCUCGUGGACAAGCGCCAGCGCAAUCGCUGCCAGUACUGCCGCUACCAGAAGUGCCUGGCGAUGGGGAUGAAGAGAGAAGCUGUUCAGGAUGAGCGCCAGCGGAAUAAGGAGCGCGAAGGGGAAUACGAGUUCACCUCUGCCGCCAACGAGGAGAUGCCUGUGGAGAAGAUCCUGGAAGCCGAGACGGCUGUGGAGCAGAAGACCGAGCUGCACUCUGACGGCAGCUCCGGGACCGGCUCUCCCAGCGAUCCGGUGACCAACAUCUGCCAGGCAGCAGAUAAACAGCUGUUCAGCCUGGUGGAGUGGGCCAAGCGCAUCCCGCACUUCUCCGAGCUGCCCCUGGACGACCAGGUCGUUCUGCUCCGAGCAGGGUGGAAUGAGCUCCUGAUUGCCUCGUUCUCUCACCGCUCGAUCGGGGUGAAGGACGGGCUCCUCCUGGCCGCUGGUCUGCACGUGCCCAGAGACAGCGUCCACAACACCGGGGUGGAGGCCAUCUUCGACAGAGAGAGCGCGCACAGCGCUGAGGUGGGGGCCAUAUUCGACAGGGUGUUAACCGAGCUGGUCAAUAAGAUGCGGGAUAUGCAAAUGGACAAGACAGAGCUGGGCUGUCUGCGGGCCAUCGUCCUCUUUAACCCAGAUGCCAAAGGUUUGACUAACACCAGCGAGGUGGAGCUCCUGCGAGAGAGAGUGUAUGCGUCCCUGGAGGCCUACUGCAGGCAGAAAUACCCCGAACAGCAGGGCAGGUUUGCUAAGCUCCUCCUCCGGCUGCCUGCGCUGCGCUCCAUCGGCCUGAAGUGUCUGGAGCACCUUUUCUUCUUCAAGCUGAUCGGCGACACCCCCAUCGACACGUUCCUGAUGGAGAUGCUGGAGGCUCCCCACUAGGCCGGCCCUGAGGCAUGCUGGGAGACGGGGCUCUGCCACCCGAGAUCACUGUGACUGCACUUUUUUCGAUCCCAGGGCAACUUCAGCAAUUUGGCCAGCCUCCGGUCUGGGGUACACUUUCAUUAUCGCGUUUCUCUUCAUGAGUGCACCACAGAGUCUAGAGACCCAAAACUUGCCAUGAACUUAGAACACGUUGGUGCUACGUUUCAGUUGUAAGUCUUGAAUUCUUGAGGAAUUUUUUUUUAUUUUCUUUCUUUCUUUCUUUCUUUUUUUUUUUUUUUUAGAAAAGAUCGGAACCUUCAGUUCCCUUUUACUAGCUUACAUAAAAGUGGGGUUUACAUUUUGAUAGAAACCAUUUGAGUGGAUAUAAGCUUUAAUUGUCAGUGAGUGUGCUCCUUUAUCUUCUCUUCAUUUGUUUUUUAAAUCCCUAAGUGACUAAUUUAUUCAGCCCAGACCUCAAAGGACUGGCGGAAAUACAAUUGAACGAACAGUUUAAACUGUUUUUUAAAAGCUGUUUCUAAACUGAAUAAAAUCACUCUACCGGU
This is a messenger RNA of Pygocentrus nattereri (red-bellied piranha), 2005 nucleotides long. It is a transcript of the gene rxrbb, whose product is annotated as retinoid x receptor, beta b. NCBI's taxonomy places the organism in Eukaryota, Metazoa, Chordata, Actinopteri, Characiformes, Serrasalmidae. Gene Ontology annotation, cellular component: RNA polymerase II transcription regulator complex; nucleus. Gene Ontology annotation, biological process: anatomical structure development; positive regulation of transcription by RNA polymerase II; response to retinoic acid. Gene Ontology annotation, molecular function: retinoic acid-responsive element binding; nuclear steroid receptor activity; zinc ion binding. The transcript has 11 exons. Bases 189 to 1460 code for a protein of 423 amino acids. The record is from RefSeq and is a predicted model, not a curated record.